Messenger RNA from Rotaria sp. Silwood1, 834 nucleotides. Lineage: Eukaryota; Metazoa; Rotifera; Eurotatoria; Philodinida; Philodinidae. The record is from the annotation of a GenBank genome assembly.
AUGUACAAUUCAGAUAGUUCCGUUGGUCCGAAGUCUUCUAAUUCAAAAAACAGGGGUUACAAACCACCACAUAGAAAUCAAGUUGUUCGACAUUUAAAAGAUUUAAACAAACAUCAUCAUGAUCUAUUGAAAGAAGAAUUAAAAACAGUUUAUCGAUUGAGCAUUACACUUGAUUUCUGGUCAAAUCGAAAAAAUGAAUCAUUUCUUUGUAUUACAGGUCAUUGGAUGAAUAAUUCUCUUGAUUCUAUUUCGAAAAUCAUUGAUUUUUCUUGCUUCAACGAACGACAUACAGCUAUUGAAAUUGCAAAAGUUUUAAGAGAAAAAAUGAUUGAUUUGGGUGUUUAUGAAAAAGUUUUUUGUAUUACUUGCGAUGGUGCUGAAAAUUUGGUUUUAGCUUGCGAGCUGUUAAAUGAAGACAUUUUUAGAAUUUGGUGCUAUGCUCAUAGGCUUCACUUGGUGGUCAUUAAUGGUUUAGGAUUUUGGAUGUCUGAUAAGAAGAAACAUACUGAUGAACCUGGUUAUUCAUCGGCAAAUAUUUUGACAUUUAAUACUACAACAUCUAUUGUUACUGAUCAAGAAAUUGAACAAGAAAACAUGGAUGUAGAAUGGGAUCUUGAAUUAAAUGAUGAUUCAUGGAACAUUAACCGUGUUGAUUUAAUUGAUGAAACAGAUACAUAUGAUACUAUUGAUGCUACAGCCAAUGCUGAAUUUAGUGGAACAACAUAUUUCUAUGAUGAUGAAAUUAUUAAUGAACAAGAUAUUGUUGAAUUAAUGAAUGAUAGCUGGUCGAAUGUUAUUAAAGAUCUCGUCAAUUUAACACAACCACAAAAAUGA